Molecule: messenger RNA, 1330 nt
Organism: Oryza brachyantha (malo sina)
Lineage: Eukaryota; Viridiplantae; Streptophyta; Magnoliopsida; Poales; Poaceae
Product: metacaspase-1-like
Exons: 4
Coding region: 15-1049 (344 amino acids)
Biological process (GO): proteolysis
Molecular function (GO): cysteine-type endopeptidase activity
Source: RefSeq, a predicted model, not a curated record
GCCGGCUCGCCGCCAUGGGGCAACACGAGUGCUGCCACCGCACGACGCGCGUCGACCGGCGUGGCGGCCGUGACCUGCGCGAAGGCGGCGGCGCGGGGCUCGGGGCGGACGCGGCGUCCUCCGUUGGAUCCGUCAGGCGCGAGGCGCCGCCGGCGGGAUACCCGUUCGCCCCCGGCCGGAAGCGCGCGCUCCUCGUCGGCGUCAGCUACAGGGGCACCAGCUACGAGCUUCAGGGCACGGUGAACGACGUCGACUGCAUGAGGCGCCUCCUCUGCGACAGCUUCGGCUUCCCCGGCGAGUCCAUCCUCGUGCUCACCGAGGAUCUGGGCGACGCCGACCCGUCCAGGUUGCCGACGAGGGCGAACCUGGCUGCGGCGAUGCGGUGGCUGGUGGAGGGGUGCGACGCCGGCGACUCGCUGGUGUUCCACUUCUCCGGCCACGGCGUGCAGAAGCUGGACGUGACCGGCGACGAGGUGGACGGCUACAACGAGGCGCUCUGCCCGCUGGACUUCGAGCGGAGCGGCAAGAUCCUGGACGACGAGAUCAACGAGACCAUCGUCCGGCCGCUGGGCCCCGGCGUGAAGCUCCACGCCAUCGUCGACACCUGCCACAGCGGCUCCAUCCUCGACCUCCCCUUCCUCUGCCGCCUGUCGAGGACCGGCUACUGGCAGUGGGAGAAUUACAGCCGGCGGCCGGACCUGACCAAGGGCACCAGCGGCGGCAUCGCCAUCUCCAUCAGCGGCUGCAGCGACGACCAGAAGUCCGCGGAUAGCAGCGGGUUCUCGUCGGAGCAGGCGGCUGCGAUCGGCGCCAUGACGUACAGCUUCAUCAAGGCGGUGGAGUCGGAGCCCGGGACGACGUACGGGCGGCUGCUGAGCGCGAUGCGGGCGACGAUCCGGGAGGGGCAAGGGGGCGGCGGCGUCGGGCGGCUCCUCCCCGGCCGGCUCGGCUCGUUCGUCCGCAAGAUGAUCCCUUCCGGCAGCGUGCAGGAGCCGCAGCUCUGCUCGUCGGAGGUGUUCGACAUCUACAAGAAGCCGUUUCUGCUGUGAAGUGCACUGAUUUAAUUUCUCCCGCCACAUGACAAUUGAGCCGCCAUGAACAUGAACACGUAUGCGUACGCCGGCCCAGAUCAACCUCUCAGCGCUGGGGAUCGAAUCAUCUACUUUAGUGUGCUGCGUGGUUAAUUGUGGCCUCGUUGCAUAUAUGCGAGAUGAGCGCAUGCCUACUUAUAUAUGUACUCUUAUAUAAGUUACAAAUUACAAAUUGGGGGACCGUUCCGAUUUGUUGCAUGUGCAGCUAUUCGAUCACGAUUUUACUGGCGACCGGUGAG